Messenger RNA from Polyodon spathula (Mississippi paddlefish), 2417 nucleotides. Its product is annotated as reticulon-4 receptor-like 2. The coding region runs from base 859 to 2220 and encodes 453 amino acids. The record is from RefSeq and is a predicted model, not a curated record. Gene Ontology annotation, molecular function: protein binding. The transcript is spliced from 4 exons. NCBI's taxonomy places the organism in Eukaryota, Metazoa, Chordata, Actinopteri, Acipenseriformes, Polyodontidae.
CAUUGUGUCUUGGAGAUAUUUAGGUAAAAUACAUCAAUUGCACAUCUAUUUAAUUUAAGAUUGAUUUGUCAGUGAUGGAAAUGCAUCCAGGGUGACGUGUUACAAGUGUUGAGAUGACGAUAUCGCAUUAUUUUUACAUUAGUAGCAUAUUAUUUAUUUUACAGUUGUCACACACAGCCUACAUUAAAAAGAAAAAUAAUAAUACACAUUUCAAGAAUCACAAAUCUAUACAAAUUCUGCCUCCCUUUUAUACAGUUGGGUUUUUACUGGAACAAUCUAGGAGGUGAAGUACUUGCUUGCUAGCUGUCUGUCUGUCUGUCCAUCCAUCUAGUGCAGGAGUCGCCAACCCAUGGUCCUGGAGAUCCUCAAUCCUGCAGCGGCUCCCCUGUAACUUUCUUGCCGUAUCGGAGCGCCUGUCAGUCUGCGAGUGAACGGCGUUGUGGGUCGUGUCUUACAGCGCACAACCUUCAAAGGAAAAAAAAAAAAGAUCCGUAUUAAUUUGGAAUAUCAUUAAAACUUGACGCAGACGUCUUCUUUUCAUCCUUUCUUCAUUCAUUCCUUCCUCUUUUGAUAUGUAGCGGAGGAAUUGAACUUUUUAUAGACCUCCUCGGAGUCUCCUCCCCACUCCCUCCCCCGCUUCUGAGCUCCGUCAGCGGGCACAGUGCCGGGUUUUGUCCCCCGCCUUUAGCGCACAAUGCCCCGGCUUGGCCCGUGUGGGUUUCCCGUCGCAGCCCCCAAGCGCUUCGUAGGCAGCUGCCCUGUAUAACAGGCGCAGUCGAGCCGAAAGAGAGCACCAGACUCCAGCGGAGAGAGAGCAGCAGCAGCGCCGCACACGAACACACCCGACUCAGAGCAGAAAUGGGGACUCGGUCGAAUCUACGAAGCGGUUCCCGGACUCGAAAUUUCAAAGGCUCGGUGUCUGUCUGGCUGUUGCUCUGGCUGGCAGUCUGCUCCCCUAGCCCUGCCUAUUCCUGCCCCAGGCUGUGUGUCUGUUACCCCUCCCCGAUGAUGGUCAGCUGCCAGUCUCAGAACUUCUCAGCGGUGCCGGCCGGCAUUCCCUACGACAGCCAGAGAGUGUUCCUCCAAAACAACCGCAUCACAGAGCUGCAGGCGCAGUCCUUCGGCUUCCAGACACAGGUCCUGUGGCUCAACUCCAACAACAUCAGCUCCAUCAAACCCGAUUCCUUCAGCGACAUGCGAGAUCUGGAGGAGCUGGACCUGGGGGAUAACCCCUUCCUGCGCACCCUCCAUCCCGACUCCUUCCGCGGGCUGGACAAGCUGCAGAGCCUGCACAUGUACCGCUGCCAGCUGGGGACCCUGCCCGGAAACAUCUUCAAAAAACUCUACAGCCUGCAGUUCCUUUACCUGCAGGACAACCUGCUGCAACACAUCCAGGACAAUCUCUUCUCAGACCUGGUGAAUCUCACUCACCUCUUCCUCCAUGGCAACCGAAUCCGAGUCCUGUCUGAAAAUGUCUUCAGAGGGCUGGUCAACCUGGACAGGCUCCUCCUCCAUGAGAACCGAGUGCGACAGGUCAACCGCAAAGCCUUCAGGGACCUGGGUCACCUCACCACCCUCUUCCUCUUCAACAAUGCCUUAACAGACCUCCCUGCUUCGGCCCUCUCCGAUCUCUCAUCCUUGCAGUUCCUCAGACUCAAUGGAAACCCCUGGAGCUGCUCCUGCCAGGCCCGCCCCCUCUGGGAAUGGUUCCGUCAGGUCCGGAUCUCCAGCUCCGAGCUCCUCUGCGCCGGUCCCGAGGAGAGGAAAGGUCUAGACUUGAGGUUCUUGAGGGAAAUCGAUUUCGCUCCCUGCCCCUUGCUGCCUUACUAUCCGAGAGCCCGCGCCACUUACACCUUCAGCACCAGAACGAGAUGGUGGUUCCCCAAAUCGGGCAAGGCAAGCGGGGGGAAUUCGGACAAAUCUAAAGGCUUGGAUGGAAAGAAAGGACAACAGGAAGACAACAGUUACAUCAGUCCAGAUAAAAGUCAAACCAAAAGUUAUGAAGCUGAGUCCACAUUGCCGAAAGUUAAAGAGCAAGACUACUGGGAGAAAUAUGAGAACGAAGACUCCACUAUUCGUUGUUACGAGUUGGAUUGUUUGAAAGAAGCAAACGGGAAAUCCAGAGGCGUUCGUCCAGACACGUCCCUCUUUCUCCUCUCUCUCUCCCUCACUCUCACCCUCUCCCUCACCCUUCACUUUCUUUUUCCUGAAACCAUGUAAGAGCAUUUGUGAAUUUCCCGUUAAAGUCUGUAUUGAAAAGAUAUUACGAUUCAAUUACUGCUCUGCAGUGUUGAGUUUCCUAUAGACCAGCUCUGCUCUGAAACUGCUGUGAAAGAGGGAGCCUUAUUGAAACUGCUGUGCAAUAGGGAGUCUUAUUGAAACUGCUGUGCGAUAGGAGUCUUAUUGAAACUGCUGUG